AUGGGUGACGGGUCUGACUAUCCUAGCCCACGAAGUGAAGGUCCUAACGGCGCUCUCGCUGCCUCCAUCCUUGCCUCUACAUCUGAAACCUCGGCCCCAAUUGCCAGAAUGAACGACCCCCAGCAGCCCAUGCACGGGACUUUCAACAACCUUGACGGCGCGCGUCCGCGCCUUUCUGUUCGACGCGCCCGCGAUCCUCCUAAGAACUCUGAAGGUCAAAUUUUCUGCGACCAUCCCGAGUGUCAUUCUGCUCCUCCUACUUUCCGUCGUCCAUGUGAAUGGAACAAGCACAUGGAUAAACAUGAUCGUCCCUACAAGUGUUAUGAACCAAACUGUGACAAGAUCCAGGGUUUCACCUACUCUGGUGGUCUCCUGCGUCACCAGCUGACUGCAACCGCAGCACUGGCAACGGAUUCACGCGCCAAGAGAACCUGCGAGAACAUCUUCGCCGUCGCCACAUGCACAAUGAUGAAGCCCCCCCCAAUGGUUGAUAUGUCCUCCUGGGAUCGCGCCACCGACCUUGAAGGUGUCGAGGGUGUCCGCGCCCCCUCUCUCCCCAUCACUGGAAUGAAGCGUCGCCACGACUCUCCUGCGGUUGGAGAUCUCCAAAACCUGCCUGAGACUGAUGAGCACGGAGUCGAUUUGCACCACGAAGUUAAGAGACUCCGCCGCGAAGUCCAAGAGAAGGAUCGCCGCCUCCAAGAGCUGGAGCGUAUCGUCGCCAACAUUCAGCAGGCUAUCCCCCAGCAGUCUCCUCCCGUGCCCGACCUACAGGACCUUUCGCAGCCCACUCCCCAGCCUACUGCAGCUCCUCCCGUUUAA
Messenger RNA from Penicillium mononematosum, 822 nucleotides. Its product is annotated as putative C2H2 transcription factor. The coding region runs from base 1 to 822 and encodes 273 amino acids. NCBI's taxonomy places the organism in Eukaryota, Fungi, Ascomycota, Eurotiomycetes, Eurotiales, Aspergillaceae. The record is from RefSeq and is a predicted model, not a curated record. The transcript has 3 exons.